This is a messenger RNA of Glycine soja, 1517 nucleotides long. RefSeq names its product deoxyhypusine synthase. The transcript has 7 exons. The record is from RefSeq and is a predicted model, not a curated record. NCBI's taxonomy places the organism in Eukaryota, Viridiplantae, Streptophyta, Magnoliopsida, Fabales, Fabaceae. Gene Ontology annotation, biological process: peptidyl-hypusine biosynthetic process. Gene Ontology annotation, molecular function: deoxyhypusine synthase activity. Gene Ontology annotation, cellular component: cytoplasm. The coding region runs from base 72 to 1178 and encodes 368 amino acids.
UCAAACGUUAAAACUUAAAACACCGUCUGUCUCUGUUUUGUGGUGAGAAGAAGAGAGAGACAGACAGAACAAUGGGGGAAGCAAAGGGAAAGGAAGAAGAAGUGUUAGCCUCAGUUCACUCAACCGUGUUCAAAGAAUCAGAAAGCCUUGAUGGAAAGUGUGUUAAGAUUGAGGGCUAUGAUUUCAACCGCGGCGUCAAUUAUCCGUUGCUACUCAGCUCCAUGGUCACAACUGGGUUUCAAGCUUCCAACCUCGGUGAUGCCAUCCAAGUCGUUAAUCAAAUGCUAGAUUGGAGGCUAGUUGAUGAACCCGUAGCUGAGGAUUGCAGUGACCAAGAGAGGGAUUUGGAGUACCGAAAAUCUGUGACGUGUAAAGUGUUUCUGGGUUUCACUUCUAAUCUUAUUUCUUCUGGUGUUAGAGAUACUGUGAGGUUUCUUCUUCAGCAUCGCAUGGUUGAUGUAGUUGUUACAACUACAGGUGGCAUUGAAGAAGAUCUUAUAAAGUGCCUGGCACCAACAUAUAAAGGAGAUUUCUCUUUGCCUGGAGCAUAUCUGCGCUCAAAAGGGUUGAAUCGGAUUGGUAAUUUAUUGGUCCCGAAUGACAACUAUUGCAAAUUUGAGGACUGGAUUAUUCCUAUCUUUGAUCAGAUGUUGGGGGAACAAAAUAAUGAGAAUGUGUUGUGGACACCAUCUAAGUUAAUAGCUCGAUUGGGAAAAGAAAUAAAAAAUGAAAGCUCUUACCUUUACUGGGCAUACAAGAACAACAUUCCAGUUUUCUGUCCGGGCUUAACUGAUGGCUCAUUGGGGGACAUGCUGUACUUCCAUUCCUUCCGCAAUCCUGGUCUGAUUGUGGACAUAGUGCAAGAUAUAAGGGCAAUGAACGGUGAAGCAGUACAUGCAAGUCCCAGGAAGACCGGAAUGAUAAUUUUAGGAGGUGGCCUUCCAAAACAUCACAUUUGCAAUGCCAAUAUGAUGCGCAAUGGUGCAGACUAUGCUGUUUUUAUCAAUACUGCACAAGAAUAUGAUGGGAGUGAUUCUGGAGCUCGUCCAGAUGAAGCUGUUUCAUGGGGAAAGAUACGAGACUCUGCUCAGACUGUUAAGGUACACUGUGAUGCAACAAUAGCAUUUCCUCUGCUGGUUGCUGAAACGUUUGCUUCAAGAGUGAAACCUCCCCAUUGAUGAAGGUUAAAGAUGAAUUUACUCUGAAGUUCAUUUUAAUUGUGUGUGUUUGAGGAUCUUGAUGGACAAGUUCGGCAUUGGUGUUCAAUUUGACUAUCAUUUGAUUCCUAAGCUCCUCUUAGCAGUGGAGACCUUUUUGACCAUUCAAAGGUAAUCCAUUAAUCCUGUCAGUGAGGAAGUCAGGAAUUAUAGAUGUGAGGAUCAUUGUACUAAUAUCUUUAGGGAAAAUAAGGCUAAGAAAACUAACUGAUCAUAUAUGGCAUUUUUAAUAUUUUCCAACUGAUGGCUGCAUUUCAUGUUGGUAAAAAGUUUUAGUUACUAAUUCCUUUCUGUGAAUUA